AGUUUUGUCAUGUGGGAGUAUGUUAUGCUCUGAAGGCCAUAUAACUUGGCAAGCAAUGUCUCACUGAACUGAACAUGUUAGAUCUUUGAUUCAGCAAGACACAAGUUAACCUUUGUAACAAGAAGUCUAAAAGGAUGGCUGCUGCCCAGGCUGAAUUGUGUGUUUGGAAUGAACCGUGGCAGCAAGUUUUUCAGGUCUAUGGAGGACGGGUGUGUAACACACUCAUGGAAGGUUCCUGGGCAGACAGAACUCCUCUCCAUGAUGCAGCUUUACAGGGCCGCCUUCUUCCACUUAAGAGUCUCCUAUCCCAGGGCAUGCAGGUCGGUGUGGUCACACUGGAUGGCAUCACUCCAUUACAUGAGGCCUGUCUAGGGGGUCAUGUUUCCUGCGCUAAACUUCUGCUGGAACAUGGGGCUGAUGCUAACGCUGUGUCUCUUGAAGGAGCCACACCGCUCUUAAACGCAUGCUUCAGUGGUAACACUGCUCUUCUACGACUCCUUCUGAAGCAUAGCUCCGUCCAUCACCCAGCUCACCUGCGUAACUCACCGAUCCACUUUGCUGCAAAGCAAGGUCACACAGAUUGUGUGGAGUUGCUGCUGUCUUGUGGAAUGGACGUUGAUAUGGAGUUGGAGGAAGUAGGCACGCCGCUUUACUGUGCGUGUGAAACCAGGAGCACAGAGUGUGUAGAGAAACUUCUGAUCUUGGGUGCUAAUGUGCAGUGUGGCCGUGGCCUUGACACUCCACUGCACGCUGCAGUUCGAGUGAGUGGAAACAUGGAGGUGGCCUUGUUGCUGGAACAUGGGGCUGAAAGGAAGUGUAGCAAUUCAGAAGGCAAGACACCACUGGAUCUGGCUACAGACAACAGCAUCCAGCAUCUACUGCAAACAGCAGGUCCAUGGUCUCUGUCACACAUGAGCCGGUUGUGCAUUCGUCGUUCUUUGGGCCAAAAAAGACUGAACAGAGCCAGAGUUCUUCAGUUACCACGCAGUCUACACACUUAUAUUCUGUAUCAGUAACACACAUACACACAUCGGAUGUUUACUGGACAAACAACACAGAUUACACAAUUAUAUACAGACACUGACAAAUCUGUAGGAACCAGUUUUCUGAAUAUGAGUAUAUGAAUAUAAUUUGUUGUAAAUAAAUUCUUUAUUUUUAAUUAA
Molecule: messenger RNA, 1163 nt
Organism: Silurus meridionalis
Lineage: Eukaryota; Metazoa; Chordata; Actinopteri; Siluriformes; Siluridae
Gene: asb11
Product: ankyrin repeat and SOCS box containing 11
Exons: 7
Coding region: 135-1016 (293 amino acids)
Biological process (GO): protein ubiquitination; positive regulation of protein catabolic process
Molecular function (GO): protein binding
Source: RefSeq, a predicted model, not a curated record